Messenger RNA from Bactrocera dorsalis (oriental fruit fly), 714 nucleotides. RefSeq names its product N-acetylgalactosamine kinase-like. NCBI's taxonomy places the organism in Eukaryota, Metazoa, Arthropoda, Insecta, Diptera, Tephritidae. Gene Ontology annotation, molecular function: galactokinase activity. Gene Ontology annotation, cellular component: cytosol. The annotation marks the transcript as partial. The record is from RefSeq and is a predicted model, not a curated record. The transcript has a single exon. Gene Ontology annotation, biological process: galactose metabolic process.
UUUGCCGCAAAAUGGUACACCUCCUACCUGGCCAAAGCUGGUUGCGCACAAUUCAUCGAAUUCCAUCCGGAGCUGCGUGCCACACCCAUACAGUUGCCGGCUGGUGUGUGCUUCAUUGUGGCCAACAGUCUGGCGGAUUUUAAUAAACGCGUUGUGGAAUGCCGCUUGGCUGCGCGCAUUAUUGCCAAGUAGAUGAAGCUCAGCAAUUGGCGUGGCAUGUUGCGCUUUGUGCAGUUGCAAGAGGCGUUGCAUUGCACGCUCGGCGAACUGGAAGAACUAGUGUUGAAAUGGCUGCCAAAGGAUAUUUACACACGCGCAGAGUUGUGUGCGCGCGAGUUGGAGGUCGACGCUGAGGAAUUCGAGAGGAAAUUUCUCACCGUCAAUACGCGGCACAUGAAACAAUUCAAACUGAAACAACGCGCUCAACACGUUAUACAACAAUGGUUGUAUUGCAAUUGCUAAUCUCUGUUUCUUCUUAAUCUUACUACAGAUUCACAGUGUGCGGCGAAAUUUCGCGAAAUAUGCGAGCGCCACCAUACCAUACCACAAUAUAUCUGCAAUGGCGUGAGCGGAAAGUCAAACGGUAACGGUGUCAAUGAUGCCGCAAAGCUAUUUACUUUGCUGUUACAAUUGAUGCCUCAAUCACACCAAAGUCUUUAGCAGCUCUACGAGUGUUCGCACACCGAGUAUUCCAUAACGCUAUAUGACAUUUGA